GAUUUCAUAAUUCCAAAUUCGCCAACAAUACAGAGUGCGCCUCUUACUAUUACAAAACAAACAACUAACAACAAAAUACCUACGAAUAAUUCUCUGAAUAUUUCAAAGGAAAUGCUCCGCUUGAGUCUGUGUACUAUCCGCCCACUUCGGCAAAUCCGCACUACAGGUGCAGCACGACUAUGGAUAAGUCGUCGCUGUCCCUGUCCCCUGCUGGCCGAGAGACGAUACUCCACCAAGUACCAAUUUAAACAGCCACAGACAUUCUACUAUCCAAAUCGCAAGGCAGAAUCCGACCGAAAGAGUAGUGUGGGCAAUGAAGCCCAAGGUCAGAUCGAAGAUAGCGGAAAGCCAAGGGACUUUUACUACAAGGUCCUGGGCGUUGGCAAGCACGCUACCAGCAAGGAAAUACGCAAUGCGUACUUGAUGCUGGCCAAGCGCUAUCAUCCGGACAAAAUGCGCUCGGAGAGGUCCCUGAAACACUUUCAGGAGAUCUCCAAUGCAUAUCACAUUCUGACAGAUGAUAACAAGAGGUUGGAGUAUGACCAGCUGGGCGGUGUCACGGACGAGAAGGCGUUCCUCGAGCAGGCAACUGUCAAUCCGACGAUCCUGGGGCAGAAGCUAAACGAAGCUAAGAAACUUCAGGCGGAGACAAAUGCAAGCGAUGAAAUCAGUAAUCUGAUGCGUGCGAAAGGCAAGAACUGUGAGUCUGAGUUGAAGCUUAAUUUUGAGGAAGCCGCCAAUGGGUGCAAGAAGCGCAUGGACAUACGCUACCUGCGGAAGUGUGGCAAGUGCGGCGGCAAGUCGCAGCUGAUGACACACCGCGAUGUCGGCAGGGAGCCAUGCCGACGCUGCAAUGGCUCUGGCAAGGUCACCCAGCGCACGGUGACCUUUACGGCCGACAGGCCAUGUGAACAUUGUAAGGGGAAGGGAUACAUCAACCGGCGCGACUGCGAGCCGUGUGGCAACCGCGGCUUCAUGGUAUCCGGUGUCGAGGUGCUGGUUAAGGUGCCGCCUGGAUCCAAGGACGGCGAAGUAAUGACCAUCCAGAACCCAAAAACCAACGAACGUAUUAACUAUCGUCUGGUGGUCGAGCACAGCGACUACUUUCGCCGAGACGGCCUGGAUGUGCAUAGUGACAAGCUGCUCACAAUAUCGCAGGCCAUUUUGGGCGGCAGUUUCACUGUGCGCGGCCUGCACCAGCCCGUGGAUAUACGCGUAGCGCCGGGAACGCAGCCAAACAGCCUGAUAACACUCAAGAGCAAGGGCAUACGCUGCGAGCAUGGUGUGGGCAACCACGUAAUAACUUUGAAAGUUUUUAUACCUUCGAAACUUUCAGUGAAGCAGCGUCUGCUGAUCCUAGGACUGGCCAAGGCAGAAGAUCCCAUUUUCGAGCGGCAAACCCUCAAAACCAAAUAGGAGGAGCGUAGCACUUCCCACACUCUAAAUGUUGUUAAAUUGUCUGUUAAAUUAUUCUGUCAAUUAUUCUGCUAAAUAAUGUUUAUAUUUAGUAUGCAUUUCAAAAACCAAA
Drosophila obscura is the source of this 1528-nucleotide messenger RNA. RefSeq names its product protein tumorous imaginal discs, mitochondrial. The transcript has 2 exons. Gene Ontology annotation, biological process: negative regulation of apoptotic process; mitochondrion organization; protein folding. The record is from RefSeq and is a predicted model, not a curated record. Gene Ontology annotation, cellular component: mitochondrion. Bases 112 to 1416 code for a protein of 434 amino acids. NCBI's taxonomy places the organism in Eukaryota, Metazoa, Arthropoda, Insecta, Diptera, Drosophilidae. Gene Ontology annotation, molecular function: heat shock protein binding.